AGCUUUCCAGCGCAGCGCGGUGACGCUGUGUGUGGCUGGGCUUAAAGAGACAACAGCGAAAUCAUAGCAACUUGAAGACAAGAGGAAACGAAAUGAGAAAGAAAUACUCGAAAGUCGGACCAUGACUUCGACCUCGCCUCUAUAACCGAGUUAAAAGAUCUCCAGUACCUCAGUACCAGACUUUCACUUAUUGUUUUUAAGCCUGCGUUGCCUCCUGAAUUGUGGCCAUGCAGCAUGGGGUCUGUCCACUCCGUCACUGAAGGCUGACCAGAAGGAAUGAGGCUCCAUUGGAGAUAUUCCUAUAUUGCCUUGUGGAUUUGGUAGCUGGAUUUUGGAGUGCUUUUUUUUUUUUUUUUUUUCUUUUUUUAUAAGUCAUUUUGUAUGUGCGUCUUUGGGCACAGCCUAGCAACACCUGCCUAUUCCUCAGGCAGGGAAAUGCUACCGUGAAACUAGUCCUGGAGAAACGUGAGAGAGAAGCUCCUUUACUCAUCAAGGAAUUUGAAGAUAACGGAAAGCCCUUAACUGAAGAGCUGAUUUGAUUGGCACACACGGCACUGGAAGCUGUAGUUUCAUCUCAUUUUCUCAAUGAUCUUGUGAACAAAGUCACAUUUUUAGCAGCAACACCUUUCCUCUGUUCUGAGUAUUUGUCUCCCCCCUCUCCCUAAAGCUUAGUCUACCAUUGUUUUUUUGGAGUUUCUUUGGUUUGUAUGGCUUGAGAAUAACCGUGGAGAAGCCAGGGUAUCACAAGCUUAUGGAUUUUGAAAAGAGAGGGGGCAAGGCGGAGACAGAGGAAGGGAAAAAGAUGUCCAAGACAGCAAGCAGCCGGACUGGACAUGGGGGCCGGAGUUCAGGGACCAAUUCUGGAGUUCUUAUGGUCGGCCCAAACUUCCGUGUGGGCAAAAAAAUUGGCUGCGGGAACUUUGGAGAACUGCGGCUGGGAAAAAAUCUCUAUACUAAUGAAUAUGUGGCCAUCAAAUUGGAACCUAUAAAGUCCAGGGCGCCUCAGCUUCAUUUGGAGUAUAGAUUUUACAAACAGUUGGGAAAUUCAGAGGGGAUCCCUCAGGUGUAUUACUUUGGUCCUUGUGGGAAAUACAAUGCCAUGGUUCUGGAGCUGCUGGGACCCAGUCUAGAGGACCUGUUUGACCUCUGCGACCGUACCUUCUCCCUCAAGACCGUCCUCAUGAUAGCCAUACAGCUGAUAACACGGAUGGAAUAUGUCCACACCAAGAGUCUGAUAUACAGAGAUGUGAAGCCAGAGAACUUCCUGGUUGGACGGCCAGGAAGCAAGAGGCAGCACACCAUCCACAUCAUCGACUUUGGUCUGGCCAAAGAGUACAUAGACCCCGAGACCAAAAAACACAUCCCCUACAGGGAGCACAAGAGUCUGACUGGGACAGCACGCUACAUGAGCAUUAACACACAUCUUGGAAAAGAGCAAAGUAGAAGGGAUGACCUGGAGGCGCUGGGCCACAUGUUCAUGUACUUCCUUCGAGGCAGCCUACCAUGGCAGGGCCUUAAGGCUGACACUCUUAAGGAGAGGUAUCAAAAGAUUGGCGACACCAAACGAGCAACACCGAUAGAAGUGCUGUGUGAAAGCUUCCCUGAAGAGAUGGCCACAUACCUGCGCUAUGUCAGGAGGCUGGACUUCUUUGAGAAGCCUGAUUACGACUACUUGAGGAAGCUCUUCACCGAUCUCUUCGACAGGAAUGGCUAUGUCUUUGACUAUGAGUAUGACUGGGUCGGCAAAUCACUUCCCACACCAAUUGGUCCAAUCCCGAGUGAUGCGCCACUGCAGUCGAGCAGCAGAGACAAAGCACAACAGCAGACCAAAAACCAGGUGAUGAGCUCAACGAAUGGAGAGCUGAACACUGACGACCCAACAGCAGGACACUCCAACGCUCCCAUCACUGCUCCCACUGAUGUUGAAGUGGCCGAUGAAACCAAGUGCUGUUGUUUCUUCAAAAGAAGAAAGAGGAAAGCCCUUCAGAGGCACAAGUGAGACAAGAUGGAGAUGGACGGAAGAGUGAACUUGAAACAUUGUGGUCACUGUCGAGUUUUAAAUGGAAGCAACUACACAGACCCCCCCCUCGCCUCUUAUCUCUUUCAAGCUUCCCCUUUUCACCUGUUUACUCCUCUCACUUUGCUUCUGUCACUUUGUUCCCCCGCCCCACGCUCUAUCUCUUCUCUUUUCUCGUUCUCAGUGUUCCCCGGCUACUGACGAGUUAAAGGAAUGUUGCAGUCCUACUGACUCCACAACAGACUCCUGAUUCCUUUACCGACAAAAUUGAACGUACCUGCUUUACAACGGGGGCUCAAGAGAAAAGUAAAAAGAAAAACAUUUAAAAAAGAAAAAAAGCAAAAAAAAAAGCUGUAACAAUGAAACUCUGUGGCGUGAAAAUGAAAAAAAGAUACUGUUUGAAACAGUUGUUGUAUUCUAGAUUCCAUAAAGAACGUGUAUUGUUCCAACAGUCAACCGAUAUGAUCAGGGGAAUCCUGGCAGUGGUUCACACGAAAGAAAUCUGCUCCUUAGGAAAUUUACUUUGUUUUUUGCCCUUUGGUGUGUGUUUUGGGAUCAAGGUAAAGAAGAAAAGGUGAACUAUGCUGAUGUUGAUGUGAGAGACAGGAAGCAUUUCAUCUACUGUAUAAAACAGAAUUUGGAGGAUUUUAUGUGUUUUUUUUUUUUUUUUCUUAUUUUGUAAUUGAAUCCUCAUUUUUUUCUAAUUCCUGCAUUGAAAACUUAAUUUUAUGUUGUAGUGUUCUGGAAUUCAGUUCUUUUCCUCACUCUGGCUUUCUUUACGUCUGUCAUCAUGGACUUUGUAGCACAGUCACUGGCCUCAGGUACUGUGGAAGAUCGAGAGAAACAGAUAUUAAGCUCUCUUAUUAUUAUUGCACUUUUGGAAAAAAGAAAAUUACAGUGGAAUACUUUAGGUUUGAAAUUAACAGAUAAGAAAACAACCUAAUAAAGACUGAUCUAGGAAGAUUCCUUCAUGAUGCUUA
Molecule: messenger RNA, 2997 nt
Organism: Cynoglossus semilaevis (tongue sole)
Lineage: Eukaryota; Metazoa; Chordata; Actinopteri; Pleuronectiformes; Cynoglossidae
Gene: csnk1g2b
Product: casein kinase 1, gamma 2b
Exons: 11
Coding region: 752-1999 (415 amino acids)
Biological process (GO): protein phosphorylation
Molecular function (GO): protein serine/threonine kinase activity; ATP binding
Source: RefSeq, a predicted model, not a curated record